This is a messenger RNA of Pterocles gutturalis (yellow-throated sandgrouse), 1867 nucleotides long. RefSeq names its product 26S proteasome non-ATPase regulatory subunit 1. Gene Ontology annotation, cellular component: proteasome regulatory particle, base subcomplex; proteasome storage granule; nucleus. The transcript is spliced from 15 exons. Gene Ontology annotation, biological process: proteasome-mediated ubiquitin-dependent protein catabolic process. The annotation marks the transcript as partial. NCBI's taxonomy places the organism in Eukaryota, Metazoa, Chordata, Aves, Pterocliformes, Pteroclidae. The record is from RefSeq and is a predicted model, not a curated record.
CUGGAAUUAUCUCUCUUCUGGAUGAAGAUGAGCCACAGCUCAAGGAGUUUGCUCUCCACAAGUUGAAUGCUGUUGUCAAUGACUUCUGGGCAGAAAUCUCUGAGUCAGUGGACAAAAUUGAAGUUCUCUAUGAAGAUGAGGGCUUUCGGAGCCGGCAGUUUGCUGCUCUAGUUGCGUCUAAAGUUUUUUACCACCUGGGAGCUUUUGAGGAAUCGCUGAAUUAUGCCCUGGGAGCAGGUGACCUCUUCAAUGUCAACGACAACUCGGAAUAUGUGGAGACGAUCAUUGCAAAAUGUAUCGACCACUAUACCAAGCAGUGUGUGGAGAAUGCAGAGCUGCCAGAAGGGGAGAAGAAACCUGUCGAUGAAAGGCUGGAGGGGAUAGUGAACAAAAUGUUCCAGCGGUGCUUGGAUGACCACAAGUACAAGCAGGCAAUAGGCAUUGCUCUAGAGACACGCAGGCUGGACAUCUUUGAGAAAACCAUCCUUGAAUCGAACGAUGUUCCUGGGAUGCUAGCCUACAGCUUGAAGCUCUGUAUGUCUUUGAUGCAGAAUAAACAGUUCCGUAAUAAAGUCUUGAGAGUUCUAGUUAAAAUCUACAUGAAUCUGGAGAAACCAGACUUCAUCAAUGUGUGCCAGUGCCUGAUAUUCCUGGAUGACCCACAGGCUGUGAGCGACAUAUUGGAAAAACUGGUGAAGGAAGAUAACCUUCUCAUGGCCUACCAAAUUUGCUUUGAUCUGUACGAAAGCGCUAGCCAGCAGUUCUUGUCUUCUGUGAUCCAGAAUCUCCGCACGGUUGGCACUCCCAUUGCCUCUGUGCCUGGAUCCACCAACACUGGCACCGUCCCUGGAUCGGAGAAAGACAGUGAUGCUAUGGAAGCAGAAGAGAAACCAGGAAGCACGUGUGCGGGGAAGUCUGCAGAAGUUAACCCAGAGCCCAAGGACCAGAUCUCAAAAAUGAUUAAAAUUCUAAGUGGGGAAAUGGCCAUUGAGUUACAUCUGCAGUUUUUAAUACGAAACAACAAUACAGACCUCAUGAUCCUCAAAAACACAAAGGAUGCAGUACGGAAUUCCGUGUGUCAUACAGCAACGGUUAUAGCAAACUCCUUUAUGCAUUGUGGUACAACCAGUGACCAGUUCCUUAGAGACAAUUUGGAGUGGCUGGCCAGGGCCACUAACUGGGCUAAGUUUACUGCUACUGCCAGCUUGGGUGUUAUACACAAGGGUCAUGAGAAAGAAGCAUUACAGCUCAUGGCAACGUACCUACCCAAGGACACCUCUCCAGGGUCGGCCUACCAGGAAGGCGGAGGUCUCUAUGCUUUAGGUCUCAUUCAUGCCAACCAUGGUGGGGACAUCAUUGACUAUUUGCUGAACCAGCUGAAGAAUGCCAGUAAUGAUAUUGUCCGACAUGGUGGCAGCCUGGGCUUGGGUCUGGCUGCCAUGGGGACGGCACGUCAAGAUGUGUACGAUUUGCUGAAAACAAAUCUAUACCAGGAUGAUGCAGUCACAGGUGAGGCAGCUGGGCUGGCACUGGGAUUGGUUAUGUUGGGAUCUAAAAAUGCUCAGGCUAUUGAAGACAUGGUUGGCUACGCACAGGAAACCCAGCAUGAGAAGAUUUUGCGAGGCCUUGCGGUUGGAAUUGCUCUGGUCAUGUAUGGGAGGAUGGAGGAGGCAGAUGCUCUCAUUGAGAGCCUCUGCAGAGAUAAGGAUCCAAUUCUCCGUCGUUCUGGCAUGUACACUGUCGCUAUGGCAUACUGUGGCUCAGGGAACAACAAGGCUAUCAGACGCCUACUACAUGUGGCUGUGAGUGAUGUGAAUGAUGAUGUGAGGCGGGCAGCUGUUGAGUCACUUGGUUUCAUUCUGUUCAG